AUGCCUGGCGUUCCUCUCGGCGCUCUGGAGAACCUCAAGACCAAGGUCCAGGAAUUCAUCAGGAAGAAGCUCAACAAGAACAAGACCGAGGACAAGCCCGCCGCGGCCGAGACUACCACUACUGCCGAUGCUGCGACCCCUACUGCACCUGACGCCACCAAGACCGAGGCCGAAGCUCCUGCUGCGGCCACUACUGCCACCGCUACUGGUGCACCUGAUGCAGCUCUUGCUACCGAUGCCCCACAGGUCACUGAGGCUGCCAAGGAGCCGACCGUUGACACUCCUGCAGUCACUACCGAGCCUGCUGCCGUUACCGGUGCCGCCCCGAUUGUCCAGACCGCCGCUACCCCGGCUCCCGCUACCGCUGCGGCCUAA
Molecule: messenger RNA, 375 nt
Organism: Akanthomyces muscarius
Lineage: Eukaryota; Fungi; Ascomycota; Sordariomycetes; Hypocreales; Cordycipitaceae
Exons: 4
Coding region: 1-375 (124 amino acids)
Source: RefSeq, a predicted model, not a curated record